AUGCCGACUAGGGAGAGACAGCGCGGGCGGCGGCCGGGGCGCCAAGGCGUAAUCUUUCGAGAAGGGCCGAGUGAGGGCCGGGGUCGGGGCGAGAGCGGGCGUUCUCCCCGAACCUCGUGCCCUGCCGUCAAGCUGGCGCAGUCUAUACGAACCCUUCCCUGUCCCUGUGAGAGCCUGGAAGAGCAGAGCAAAAAGACGGCACGCCGUGUCUACUCGCAUUUCUGGAGGACCGUGAUGAUCUCACGGCGACCCGAGCCCACUGCACUGUCCAUCCGCACCAAUUCCACCAUCUCGUCUCCUGCCUCGUCGCUCGACGACUCCGACGGCGAGGACAUCAAGAUGGCCCUCUCCGACGGCCAGAAGGCGCCAUUGACCGUCUCCAUUCCCAAGAACAUCCCCAGCCCCCACAGCCGCAAGCCCAACCUGGCCGAGAUCCUCGCAAACAACGCACCGCCGCCCUACACAUUAUCCUCCUUCAUGGCCUUUCUGUCGCAGAACCACUGCCUGGAGAACCUGGAAUUCACCAUGGACGCGUCCAGGUACCGCAAGCACUACUCCAAGAUGGUCAACCGCCACCCGGGGACACCCAUCUCUCCUCUGUCCGACGAGUGUGCGUACGUCCUCAUGCUCUGGCGCCGCCUGAUCGACGCCUAUAUCCGGGAAUCUGGCCCCCGCGAGGUCAAUCUCCCUGCUGAGGUCCGCGACAACCUGCUUCUCCUGUCUGAGUCAUACGUGCCCCCUCACCCUUCAACACUCGACGAAGCUGUCGCGAAAAUCUACGAGCUCAUGGAAGAGGGCGUGUUGCUGUCUUUCCUGAACUCUGUCAGCCCCCAGAGUGCGCACCCAAGCAUCAUGAGCCACGAGAGCUACAACGCCAGCGUUGCACGCGCCUCGACACGCAGCUAUGACGAGCGCGGCGCUCUCCCACACAAGCCGUCGCACGUCCCUGCCCACCAGCGUGCAUCAGCACCGUCCUCUCUCACCGCUGGCUUCAUGCAUUCGCGUCCCUUCUCUCACUCCCGGUUCCACUCGCACCCCACUUCAUCUGGUAUCCCUGCUACCCGCGUCACGUCUGGUUACACCAGCGGUAGCGACGCCAUGACCGAUGACACAGGGAGCGCAAGCCCGUCGAUGAGCGAUCCUCUUACCCCACCAGGAACACCGCCCAUGAGUGACUACCCCAUGGUCGACUCGGCUCACAUCUAUGGCGAGAACGGAGGUGCCAGCGGCACCCCCAGCCCCCGCACCAGCCGCGGGGAGCACAACGGCAUUGGCGCCGCCACCCGAGACAGUUGGAAGCGCGUCAGCAGCAAGCUUUGGCCGAAGAAGAAGAGCGGUGGCCAGCUGCGAGAGGACGAGCACGCCGUUGUUGAUUCGCCAGGGGGUUUCAUCUAA
Messenger RNA from Boeremia exigua, 1395 nucleotides. Its product is annotated as RGS domain-containing protein. The coding region runs from base 1 to 1395 and encodes 464 amino acids. The transcript has 3 exons. The record is from RefSeq and is a predicted model, not a curated record. Lineage: Eukaryota; Fungi; Ascomycota; Dothideomycetes; Pleosporales; Didymellaceae.